CAUGACUUUAUCCUGGACUAGCAUCUCCCCACCACAGUUAGGAUGAAACUGAAACUCCUCGCUGUGGCCUAAAAGUUCUGGGAACUGCCAUCCUCUGAUGUCAGUGACACCUUCCCUCUUUUGUAGGGUCUUUUCAGUUCCUCCAGUGACUCAGGCCUGCGCCUUUAGGGUCCCUACAUUUGUCUGCCUGCCCUGCUUUUGAGUCAGGCUUGCUAUGCAGCUCAGGGCUGGCCUUGAACUCACCAGAUGCUGAGAUUACAGAUGUGUGCCAUUGCUUCUGGUUUGCACUUGCUGUUCCACUUGCCACCUUUUCUGGCUGGCUUCCCUUGUCCUGCAGGGGCCGAUGCAAACAUCAGCCCCUCCUUAAGUGACCCCCCACACUUCCCUGAGUUCCUCCACGACCCUGGCUCUCUGAAGCUGCCUGAUUCCUGCAUGUGCCCAUUUGCCUGUGACCCUCUGGCAAUGAGUUUGAAGUUGCUGAUCUUCCUCAAUUCUUUAGCCAGACCUUAGAAUAAGAGGAGCACAGGAAAUACUGAAUAGAGAUGACGAUGACGUGUGUCUGUAGGGGUUGAAGGGCAAGGGCUUGAAGAUAUUAAAGGGACUUGCAGAUAUUGCAAGUAGCAAAGCUAAGCACCAGCCAGAAAAAUUGGGCCCCAAAGCUUCCCAGGACUUUGUUGCCCUAGUAAUAUUAAGAGUUUGACUAGCUAGAUGCCAUCCUUACUAACUUGGGACCCUGCUUCCUCAUCUAAGGAUGCUGGGGCGCCCUCUAGUGGACGAAAUCAAGUAAUACAAAUAGAGAGCCAGAAAAGCACCUGGCUGAAAACACCUGCUAAUAAUUGUAGCAACUGUGGUUAGAGUCACCUGGCUCAUCCCUUCCUGCUUUGAGGGCCCAGAGACAGUGGACGCCCCCAGACCUGUCUGUCUUCUCAUGCUGGACAUCUCAGUGUGUCAAGCGCCCCCCCCCCACGCUGGUCCAACAGGUUUAGAGGAGGGCAGAUAGAGGGGUGGGGCUCUGGGUGGGACAGCGCAAGAUUAAUUAGAGGGAGAAGAGGAGAAGGGCUGGGCCAAGCUGGCCCACAGAAGUUCCAGGAGUCUUCGAAGUGGGAGGCCAUGGGCCGGGGCUUAAAUUCUACCAGACUCAGGCGCCAAAAACGACGCUUACGACUUCGGGUUCAGAAGCCCAGGCGGCAGCAGGAGAGGCUGCAGCAGGAGAAUCAUGAGCUCCGCCGUGGACUGGCAGCCCGGGGUGCUGAGUGGGAGGCCAGAGCUGUGGAGCUGGAGGGAGAUGUGGAGGCCCUACGGGCCCAGCUUGGGGAGCAGCGGUCAGAGCAGCAGGACAGUGGUCGAGAGCGGGCAAGGGCCCUCAGUGAACUCAGCGAGCAAAACCUCAGACUCAGCCAGCAGCUGGCCCAGGCCUCCAGGACCGAGCAGGACCUGCACCGGGAGCUGGACACCCUUCGGGGGCAGUGUCAGACUCAAGCCCUGGCUGGGGCAGAGCUGAGAGCGCGGCUGGAAAGUCUGCAGGCAGAAAACCAGAUGCUGCAGGAUCGCCGGCAGGACCUGGAGGCCCAGAUCCGAGGCCUUCGUGAAGAGGUGGACAAGGGUCAAAGCAGAUUACAGACCACCCACGAGGAGUUGCUGCUGCUUCGUCGAGAGAGGAAAGAGCACGGGCUGGAGCUGGAACGAGCUCGCUUCGAGGCUGGAGAGGCACUGAGCACGCUGCGGAGGCUGCAGAGGCGGGUCUCAGAGCUGGAGGAGGAGUCGAGACUCCAGGACGCCGAAGUGUCGGGUGCCUCCCUACAGACCGAGCUUGCCCACAGCCUUGACAGUGACCAAGACCAGCAUGUCAGUGAGUGUGAAGGCGCCCAGACUAUCUUUUCCCCGGAGAUCCAAGAAGCAUCCAGUCCCCAGCCUUCAAUCCAGGAAGAGAGCUUGGAGCCCCCCAAGAAGCGAGCAUCCUUGAGUCCAGCGGAGAUACUGGAGCAGAAGGAGGCAGAAGUGGCCAGGCUGCAGGAUGAGAUCGUCCUGCACCGCACAGAGCUACAGACGCUCCGGGAUGAGCUACAGCGACAGAAGGAGCUGAGGGCGCAGGACAAUCGUGACGAAGCCCUGAGCUGUGCGCUCUCUGACCGGGACGAGGCCGUGAACAAGGCCCUGAAGCUGUCGCUGGAGCUCAGUCGUGUCUCGCUGGAGCGGGACUCUUUGUCCCGGGAACUGCUUCGAGCCAUCAGCCAGAAAGUGGCGCUGACACAGGAACUCGAGGCUUGGCAGGACGACAUGCAGGUGGUGAUUGGACAGCAGGUGCGCUCCCAGCGCCAGAAGGAGCUCAGUGAGGCUGCAGCAGCUCGGCGAGGCAAUAAGUCUGGCUUUUCACUUCGUCUGGGAUCGGGGCAGAGCGGAGGAUUUCUAAGCAACCUCUUUCGAAGGACCUGAGGGCUGGACAACAGCGCUACAUUUCCUCGCCCUGAGGCUCACUUUCUUCUUAACAGCCAAGAGAACCACAGGGCCUGAAUGACUUCCAAGUGAGACCAUUUUCUUCCUUGCCCCAACAGAUGGACAGAGGCACUUAGGGAGCAGGGGCCAGCUUUGGGGCAGCAGCCCCAGGUGGGUGGCAGGGCAGACUCAUAUAGGUCUAUCUUCUCUAAGCACUGGGCACCUGCCCCUUCUGUGGAACAGGGUUAGGGAUGGGUAUUUAUGUGUAAAGAUAAGUCAGUCAGAGCAAUGUAUAAAUCACUAUACUUA
This is a messenger RNA of Mesocricetus auratus (golden hamster), 2742 nucleotides long. It is a transcript of the gene Bicdl2, whose product is annotated as BICD family like cargo adaptor 2. The transcript has 9 exons. Gene Ontology annotation, biological process: Golgi to secretory granule transport; vesicle transport along microtubule. The coding region runs from base 1111 to 2433 and encodes 440 amino acids. The record is from RefSeq and is a predicted model, not a curated record. NCBI's taxonomy places the organism in Eukaryota, Metazoa, Chordata, Mammalia, Rodentia, Cricetidae.